Molecule: messenger RNA, 750 nt
Organism: Caenorhabditis briggsae
Lineage: Eukaryota; Metazoa; Nematoda; Chromadorea; Rhabditida; Rhabditidae
Exons: 6
Coding region: 1-750 (249 amino acids)
Source: RefSeq, a predicted model, not a curated record
AUGGGCUAUUUUGCAAAAUUAUUCCCACCGUACUACAAAUAUCCAGUUUUGAUUUUCCUUUUCUGUGAAUUCGUCUACUCUGCAUUCGUUCUUGCAAUCUCAGAAGCCUACUACAAAUCAGCUGCACUUAUUCUACCAAUUGCUUAUAGGAUUUUCGAUGAUACAGUUAAAAAGAAUAAACCAGGAUUUGACUGGUCUCCCGAGGAGAAAGAUAUUCUCGAAGUGUACAAAGUACAAAUGCUAUUCCUAUGGGUUAUCUCUGCAAUCGGUGUCAUUUUGUGUAUUUUUGUGAUGAUUCCACAAUUUUUUGAUUUCAAUGAUAAACGAGGAAAUCCAAGCCAUCUGUGUCUGGUACGAAAAAAACUGGCGUGGGUGAUGUUCCUGAUCGUCACCGUCUACAUCAUCGUUCUGGGUAUCGCCGUGUUUUGGGCAUGGACCGACGGCGGUGCGGCAGCCAAACACUUCCAUGCACAUUUUGAUGGAGCCGAGAAGGAAGAAAUCUACAUCACAGAACUGGAAGAAGCGUUCGAUUGUGAAUCAGACGACGAUCAAGAGGUUGCUGAAGUGACUAUGUGUUGGGAAAAAGUCAACAAAACCUUUAUUUCUCACACAUGGCUGGAUAUCCUCUUCUUUGCUUACCUCUCGGGUCACAUUCUGGUUUUCGCUUCUCUGCCUUUCUUCAAUAGAAAACUAUUCAAAGAUGACGAUGAAUUCAUAAAUGCGACAUCGGACAAACUACUGGAUAAUUAA